Messenger RNA from Triplophysa dalaica, 4665 nucleotides. It is a transcript of the gene pcxb, whose product is annotated as pyruvate carboxylase b. The transcript has 21 exons. Gene Ontology annotation, molecular function: metal ion binding; ATP binding; pyruvate carboxylase activity. NCBI's taxonomy places the organism in Eukaryota, Metazoa, Chordata, Actinopteri, Cypriniformes, Nemacheilidae. The record is from RefSeq and is a predicted model, not a curated record. Gene Ontology annotation, cellular component: cytoplasm. Bases 315 to 3854 code for a protein of 1179 amino acids. Gene Ontology annotation, biological process: pyruvate metabolic process; gluconeogenesis.
AGCAAGGAUGAAAGCCUGCAUCCAGUGAGAGAGAAAGAUAGAGACAGAGGUUAGAAGCGAGAUAGGCACAGAAAGAGAUUAACAGGAUCAGGCCUUACGGUCUCACAGCCAGAGCAGUUUGUUGUGACAGAAAAAUUGUACGUUGUCUCACGUGCUGCUAUACAAAGCUCCCAUAAACGUGCAACACAGCCUGUUUUCCAUUGGAUCUGCUCAUUGUUCGACUAGACUGCAGAGGAACUUUCUGGCCUGUUGUGCACUGUGAUAUCUGCCAAUCUCUACUUAGCUGGGACUGAAUCUGGAUUCAUCUGGACAAGAUGAUCCUGUGUUGUGGAGCGUCCAGAGCGUUCCUGCUCUUCAGGAGGAGGGUUGGCAUAUCCUCUCGUUUUGCCCAUUUGGCUCCCCUAAGCACGGAGUAUCGACCAAUCAAAAAGGUCAUGGUGGCAAACAGAGGUGAAAUAGCCAUCCGGGUGUUCCGGGCAUGCACAGAACUUGGCAUCCGGACAGUGGCUGUCUAUUCAGAGCAGGACACCGGACAGAUGCACAGACAGAAGGCUGAUGAAGCUUACCUGAUCGGGAAAGGCCUGCCCCCUGUUGGAGCUUAUCUACAUAUCCCUGACAUCAUCAAAGUAGCUAAGGAAAACAACGUAGACGCCAUCCACCCUGGUUAUGGGUUUUUAUCCGAGCGGUCGGACUUUGCCCAGGCCUGUGCUGAUGCUGGGGUGAGAUUCAUUGGUCCUUCCCCAGAGGUUGUCCGCAUGAUGGGGGAUAAAGUGGAAGCUCGUGCUCUUGCCAUGAAAGCAGGUGUUCCAGUGGUUCCUGGGACGAACGCUCCAAUCUCCUCUCUACAGGAGGCUCAUGAGUUCGCUAAAACAUACGACUUUCCCAUCAUCUUUAAAGCUGCGUAUGGAGGAGGGGGCCGUGGCAUGAGGGUGGUCAGAGGAUACGAGGAACUAGAAGAGAACUAUCACAGAGCACAUUCAGAGGCUCUCGCUGCGUUCGGUAAUGGUGCUCUGUUUGUUGAAAAGUUCAUCGAGAAACCACGACACAUUGAAGUGCAAAUUCUUGGUGAUAAAUAUGGAAAUGUUAUUCAUCUGUAUGAGAGGGAUUGUUCCAUCCAGAGAAGACAUCAGAAAGUCGUGGAGAUCGCACCUGCUGCCAAGCUGGAUCCUAAACUUCGAGACAGACUCACCUCAGACUCUGUCAGCCUGGCUAGACAGGUAGGCUACGAGAAUGCAGGCACAGUGGAGUUCCUCGUGGACAAACAUGGAAAACACUACUUCAUCGAGGUCAACUCUCGCCUACAGGUGGAACACACUGUUACCGAGGAGAUAACUGAUGUGGAUUUGGUGCACGCCCAGAUCCGCGUGUGUGAAGGCCGCAGUCUCCCUGAGUUGAGUCUCGAACAGGACAAGAUCCGCAUCAAUGGUUGUGCCAUUCAGUGCCGGGUCACCACAGAAGACCCCGCCCGAGGUUUUCAACCUGACACAGGUCGCAUAGAGGUGUUUCGCAGUGGAGAGGGUAUGGGCAUACGUUUGGACAGCGCGUCUGCAUUUCAAGGGGCCAUCAUCUCACCUCACUAUGACUCACUGCUGGUCAAAGUCAUCGCCAGUGGCAAAGAUCUCCCCUCUGCUGCGACUAAAAUGCACAGAGCUCUUUCAGAAUUCAGAGUGCGAGGAGUUAAGACUAAUAUACCCUUUCUGCAGAAUGUACUGAGUAAUAGCCAGUUCCUGUAUGGCACAGUGGACACACAGUUUAUUGACGGGAAUCAGGAUCUGUUCAUCCUCAAGCCUACACAGAACAGAGCUCAGAAACUUCUGCACUAUCUGGGUCACAUCAUGGUAAAUGGACCCAUAACUCCAAUUCCAGUCAAAGCCAAACCUUCAUCUGUUGAUCCAGUCGUUCCACCCGUUCCUCUGGGUGAGCCGCCCAUGGGCUUCCGUGACGUCCUGUUGAAGGAGGGUCCCGAGGGGUUUGCGAAGGCCGUUCGACAGCACCAGGGUCUGCUCCUGAUGGACACCACCUUCAGAGAUGCCCACCAGUCUCUUCUGGCCACUCGCGUCAGGACGCACGACCUCAAGAAGAUCGCCCCCUUUGUGGCUCACAACUUCAAUAAUCUCUUCAGCCUGGAGAACUGGGGAGGAGCUACAUUUGAUGUAGCAAUGCGUUUUCUCUGGGAGUGUCCAUGGAAGAGACUGCAGGAGCUCAGAGCUCUAACACCCAACGUCCCCUUUCAGAUGCUUCUACGUGGAGCUAAUGCUGUGGGAUACACUAACUACCCCGAUAAUGCUGUGUUUAAAUUCUGUGAGGUGGCCAAAGAGAACGGAAUGGACAUCUUCCGUGUUUUCGACUCAUUGAACUACAUUCCCAACAUGCUUUUGGGUAUGGAAGCAGCUGGUGCGGCAGGGGGCGUGGUGGAAGCGGCCAUUUCUUACACGGGAGAUGUUUCUGACCCCAUGAGACAGAAAUAUACUCUGGACUACUAUCUGGAGCUGGCCGAUGAGCUGGUCAAGGCUGGUACACACGUACUGGCCAUUAAGGACAUGGCUGGCCUGCUGAAGCCUGAAGCCAGCCGCUUGCUGAUCGGAGCGUUGCGGGAUCGUUUCCCUGACGUUCCCAUCCAUGUCCACACUCAUGACACGGCGGGCGCGGGAGUGGCUGCUAUGCUGGCCUGCGCGGAAGCGGGGGCUGAUAUAGUAGACGUGGCGGUGGACUCGAUGGCCGGCAUGACCUCUCAACCGAGCAUGGGCGCCAUCAUAGCCUGCACGAAAGGAACAAAACUUGAUACUGGAAUAUCCCUUGACAAGGUCUUUGACUACAGCGAGUAUUGGGAGGUGGCUCGUGGUCUGUACGCUCCCUUCGACUGCACCGCCACUAUGAAGUCUGGUAAUGCAGAUGUUUAUGAAAAUGAGAUCCCAGGUGGUCAGUACACCAACCUUCACUUCCAAGCCCACAGCAUGGGUCUGGGAAACAAGUUCAAGGAGGUGAAGAAAGCCUACGCUGAAGCCAACAAACUGCUGGGAGACCUCAUCAAAGUGACUCCCUCGUCUAAGAUCGUGGGUGAUCUGGCUCAGUUCAUGGUGCAGAAUAAUCUUACCCGGGCUGAGGUGGAGGAGAGGGCAGACGAGCUCUCUUUCCCGCUAUCGGUUGUGGAGUUCCUGCAAGGACAUAUCGGAAUACCAUACGGAGGCUUUCCUGAGCCCUUUAGGUCAAAGGUGAUCAAGUCGCUACCUCACAUGGAAGGUCGUCCAGGGGCUUCUCUUCCUCCGAUGGACUUCACGGCUCUCGAAACUGACCUGCGAACCUCACACGGUAAUGACAUCACCCAUGAAGACGUGAUGUCGGCAGCCAUGUACCCUAAAGUCUUCCAAGAGUUUAAAGAGUUCACAUCAAACUUCGGGCCGGUGGACUGCCUCAAUACUCGCCUGUUUCUGGAAGGACCUAAAAUCGCUGAGGAGUUUCAGGUUGAGUUGGAGAGAGGCAAAACACUGCACAUCAAAGCUUUGGCCCUGGGUGACUUAAACAAGUCUGGUCAGAGAGAGGUGUUUUUUGAACUCAACGGACAGCUGCGUUCCGUCUUGGUCAAGGAUACAGCGGCGAUGAAGGAAAUGCACUUUCACCCUAAAGCCUUGAAGGACGUGCGAGGACAGAUCGGAGCUCCCAUGCCUGGUAAAGUGGUAGAAGUAAAGGUGAAGGAGGGCCAGAAAGUGGAGAAGGGUCAGCCACUCUGCGUCCUCAGUGCCAUGAAAAUGGAGAUGGUUGUCAACUCGCCACUCUCAGGCACCGUAUCCAAGUUGCACAUCAAAGUGGACAGCAGCCUGGAAGGAGACGAUCUGAUUUUAGAAAUAACAGAAUAAAUUUGAAAGGUUAUGUCAAAGGUAAACGAAGAUGGGAAACACAUAGCAGGCAGCGUGUAGGAUUUAGUUUUUACGUUUUUAAUGAUUCUGUAUAAUUUGAUGGACCUUCCAUGCUGGUUUCUGCCAUUAUGACCAGGUUUACACAUCAACACAGAAUUUCUUCGAAGGAGGUGCUGUAAUCGGUUUUUAGAUUUCGUACAUUUUCAACAUGGCGUACAAUUAUUGUGUCGUGAUUUCAGUCCCAGACCAAUUUACAACAUUUCAGUUUUGUUAUACCAGUCAAAACAGAUGUUUAAAGCUGAAGUGUUUAUUGCCUGUAACCAUAAACUGAAGCCUUUAUGAUUCACACUUUGGUAUUCAGUUUCAGUUCUAGUUAAUACACUGAGGAGACUCCCACUUGUGUCUUGUGAAUCCAGAUUUAUGACUUAUAGCCUCAAGGAAAGGAGGGCACAUUACAUCUAUAUUCCACAGAUUAUUUUACUUGAAUGAAUGAAUAAUAUAUAGGCUUAUUCCUAAGAAUUCUGUUGACAAUCGUUGAAUUUAUAUAUCAGGGUGUGUUUGGGAAAGAGAGCGAGAACGCUCAGUGCACAAUAUUUUCUGCAUGAAGUUUCAAAAGGAGCAGUUUGAUAUUGAUGUCAUGAUAGUGGAGAGUAAAAAUGCAUUUUAAAAUGUCUUAAAUAUUAAUACCUGCAGUAAUCUUGUAAAUGCAUAAGCACAUUAAAUUACAUUGUAUUGUGUUGUCAUGGCAACCUCAUUUUGCACAUGCUGCCAAAAGCAAUAAAGUUGAGUAAUUACAUACAAAAUGUUCCAA